Molecule: messenger RNA, 3125 nt
Organism: Cantharellus anzutake
Lineage: Eukaryota; Fungi; Basidiomycota; Agaricomycetes; Cantharellales; Hydnaceae
Product: MCM-domain-containing protein
Exons: 10
Coding region: 53-2944 (963 amino acids)
Biological process (GO): mitotic DNA replication initiation; DNA strand elongation involved in DNA replication; double-strand break repair via break-induced replication
Cellular component (GO): MCM complex; nucleus
Molecular function (GO): ATP binding; single-stranded DNA helicase activity; single-stranded DNA binding
Source: RefSeq, a predicted model, not a curated record
CUCACAUUUGACGCGUCGACACCUUCACACCUAAAUCACAGUUGAAAGAGAUAUGUCAUCGCCUCCACCUCUCUCUUUCCCUACCAGCGAGCCUGAUCAUGAGAAUGAAGCUGUGAGAACCCCAAGGAGGUCGCCCAAGAAGCGCUUGCUCUUUGGCACACCUACACCUCAACGGAACGGAAGUCAGCCUAUGAGUGCGGGCGAUGUUGCGAGACGCGCUUUGCGUAUGUCCACCCCUCGGAACCGUGGAACACAAAUGAGUGAUGAUUCACAGCUUGCAUUCCCUGACUCGUCUCCAGUCCGUCAGAGGACAGCUAGUCGCAGAGGUGAUAACGUGCCGCUCUUUCAGUCUCCAACAACGAGUGCUCGCUCGACACCACGAAUUCGUCGCGGUGACAUUCGUCCUUCUACGUCCACUCCACUGUUCCACUCCUCUCAAUCUCGUCAGGCAGCACGUCAGGGAGUCCCUCCCUCAUCAGAGGGUGAUCCGCUCUUCCCAACGUCCAGUGCGGCGUUGUCUGCGCAAGUGCCUCCUUCAGAUAACGCAGACGAUGCUGUUAAAGUUAUUUGGGGAACCAAUGUUUCCAUCAUGAGCACCAUGACCGCCUUUGCCGAUUUUUUGGCUAACUUCAAAGUCAAGUACCGCAUCAAGCACGAUCGGGAGAAUGGUUUCCCUUGGCCUGCUCUUCCUGAUCCUGAGAUGGGCGAACGAACCCUCUACGGGGAGUAUCUUAGGAAGAUGAGACUUACCUCCCAAUCAAGUCUAAACCUCGAUGCUGUCAAUCUUCUUGCGUACCCUCCCACAGCGAAACUUUACAAGCAACUCAUAAACUAUCCUCAGGAGGUUAUCCCUAUUAUGGAUCAAGUCCUUCGCGAGGCGGUUGUUGGGACGGUCGAGGAGGAGUUUAAUGAGGAGACGGACGAUGAGAAGAAGGAAUCACUUCAGCAAGAGUUGGAUGAAAUGACCCUUCGAGUGUACAUGGUUCGACCUUUUAAUAUCCCCACUGUUAACAUGAGAGAUUUGAACCCUGGAGAUACGGACAAGCUUGUCAGCAUUAAAGGUCUCGUUAUCCGAGCGACUCCUGUCAUCCCUGAUAUGAAGCAAGCCUUUUUCCGCUGCUUGACUUGCUUGCACACUAUGCAGGUCGAAAUAGACAGGGGCCGAAUAAGCGAGCCACAAGCUUGUCCUCGAGAUGUCUGUGCCGCUGUUGGCAUGAUGUCUCUCAUUCAUAACCGAAGUCUAUUCGCGGAUCGCCAAGUGAUCAGGUUGCAGGAGACACCAGAUGUUGUGCCUGAUGGACAAACGCCCCAUACUGUCUCACUCUGUGUUUACGAUGAACUCGUGGAUAUUGCCAAACCUGGUGAUCGAAUCAUCGUUACGGGGGUCUUCCGCGCGGUCCCAGUUCGCGUCAAUCCAAAGCAACGUGUAGUCAAAUCGCUUUUCAAAACUUAUAUUGACAUUGUCCACAUUCACCGCGGAGAUGCCAAGCGAUUGGGGUUUGAUAAGAGUACGCGUGACGAUGAGACAAAGGUCCCAGGAGUCUCUGGUGCUCAAGGUGUAGGCGUUGGUGGCGACUUGGCUGACGAGUUGGAGAUUGGAGUCGAUCAACCGACAAAGGAGGGCCAAACGCGAAGUGCGAUGCUUGAAGAUACUAUUCAGCAGCUCAGUCAGCGCGAGGACUUGUAUGAUCUCUUAGCGAGGUCCCUUGCACCGUCUAUUUGGGAGAUGGACGAUGUAAAGAAGGGGAUUUUGUUGCAACUCUUCGGAGGAACGAACAAGAAUGUGGAGAAUGGGGGUGGUGGUGGUGGUCCGCGGUAUCGUGGUGAUAUCAACGUUCUCCUUGUUGGUGAUCCUGGUACGAGUAAAUCACAAAUCCUUCAUUACGUCAAUAAGAUUGCUCCUAGAGGGGUUUAUGCCUCCGGAAAAGGCUCUUCUGCUGUUGGUUUGACGGCUUAUGUUACACGAGAUCCAGACACGAAGCAAUUGGUGCUUGAAAGCGGCGCUCUUGUUCUAAGUGAUGGAGGGGUAUGCUGUAUCGACGAAUUCGACAAAAUGGCGGACGCCACUCGGAGUGUGCUUCAUGAAGUAAUGGAACAACAAACGGUUUCCAUUGCCAAAGCUGGCAUCAUCACAACACUCAACGCUCGUACAUCAGUUCUCGCAGCAGCCAAUCCGGUCUUGUCCAAGUACAAUCCUAAUUGGCCCGUAGCGCGCAAUAUCAAUCUGCCACCAAGUUUAAUUUCGCGGUUUGAUUUGCUCUACUUGGUUCUUGACCGUGUAGAUGAGGCGCUUGAUAGACGACUGGCACAGCAUUUGGUUGGAUUGUAUCUUGAAGAUACUCCAACGCGAACGGGACAAGAUACUAUCCCCGUCGAGACGCUCACCGCCUAUAUCAACUACGCUCGUACAAACGUUCAACCGGUGAUCACGGAAGACGCUGGAGAAGAGCUCAUCACUGCCUACGUCGCCAUGCGUCGUGUUGGUGAAGACUCCCGUAGCCAAGAAAAACGUAUCACCGCAACGACACGUCAAUUGGAAUCCCUCAUUCGCUUAAGCGAGGCUCAUGCUCGAAUGCGCCUAUCUCCGUUCGUGGAGGUAUCAGAUGUGUCUGAAGCAACUCGACUGAUGCGAGAGGCCAUCCGGGCUAGUGCUACCGAUCCGCUCACAGGAUUGAUCGAUAUCGACCUAUUGAAUACGGGCGCUGGCCAACAACAACGAAGACUGAGGAGUGACCUUCAGAGAGAGGUGGUUAAUAUGCUGGAUGCACUUGGAGCCAAUAGGUCUUUGAGAUGGGCUGAUGCGUUGAAGCAGUUGGGCGAGCAGAGUAGUAUUACCAUUGAUCCGAUCGAGUUUGCGGAGAUCAUUAAGGCAUUGGAAAAUGAGGGGAGUGUGAAGGUCGUAGGGGAACGUGAAAAGAGGACAAUCAGGAAGAUUAGGAGUUAGGCGACUAGCGGUUAAUUAAUCAUGGGUCCGUAUAGGCAGACUUCUUUGGCAUAUCUUAGUUGGAUGGUUUGAUGGUUUGAUGCGAGCGGUUCUUAGAUAUGUGCUGUAUUGGGUUGCUUAUUAUGUGCCUUUCUAUGUGUGUUUGUAUGUAAAAUAUUACGCGUUUGAUAUCAUUCCUUUG